This is a messenger RNA of Coniophora puteana RWD-64-598 SS2, 2622 nucleotides long. RefSeq lists its product as uncharacterized. Lineage: Eukaryota; Fungi; Basidiomycota; Agaricomycetes; Boletales; Coniophoraceae. The annotation marks the transcript as partial. The transcript is spliced from 3 exons. The record is from RefSeq and is a predicted model, not a curated record.
CUAGAGAACUUACAGAGGGACAUGUCGUACAUAAUGCGCAUCAGGAGCGCUUCUCUAGACGAAGGCAUCGGUCUCAAAGGCGACGCACUAACUCGCCUUCGAAAUCCUCCUACUAGACCGAUCGAGAUCCUUUCCCCUGAAACUCUGCUUACUCUUCGUAUGCUCGAGGCCAUGGAACAUGCUCCCGAGGAGGCUUACAACAAAGUACGGGAUGCCAUAAACGAGUGCUUUACAACGUCAAUCCCCUCCCUCCAUAAAACAAAGGACUGCCUUGCCGACAUCUCUGGAGUUCAGGCGGUACACGAUGACAUGUGUGUUGCGUCCUGUGUCGCUUUCACGGGGGAUAGCGCCCACCUAGAGGAGUGCCCAGACUGCGGGGAGCCGCGGUACGACCAGAAGAAGCUGCAAGAGUCUCAUGGUCGAACCAAGGCUCCUCGCCUUGUCAUGACCACAUACCUUCUUGGACCACAAGUCCAAGCACUCUGGCGCCAUACAGAAACCGCCCUCAAGAUGCAUUACAAGCGCAGACGAACACGCGAAAUUCUGGAGGAAAUUAGACGCAACCCGGGGCACGUUCCUGAUGCAUAUGACGAUAUCUUGACCGGUUCUGCAUAUCUGAACGCUCUUCGUGAGGGAAGAAUCAAACCAACAGAUACUCUGGUUAUGCUAUCAAUAGAUGGCGCCCAGCUCUCGGAUAAGAAGGGAUCUAUGGUCCAUAUUUACACGUGGAUUAUCAUCGACCUUUCCCCCGAGCAUCGCUACAAAAAACGCUAUGUUCUUCCCGGUGGUGUCAUCCCAGGGCCGAACAAACCUAAAUACCUUCCCUCUUUCUUAUUCACAGGUAUGCACCACAUAUCGGCGCUGCAAAAAGAACCUUUGCGUCUUUGGGACGCAUCCGAGGAUCGCCUCUUUCAGUCUCACUUAUUCCUUGUCCUAGUGCUUGCGGAUGGCCCAGGACUUCUCUGCUAUAGUAAUAUGGUCGGACACGGAGGCAAGUACGGCUGUCGCAUGAACUGCGAUCUCUAUGGGCGACGCAUAACCGGCUCUGUGUACUACCCUGCCCUCUUGGAGCCUUCUAACUGGACACAGACAGCGGAUACUCGAGGCGACAUCGAUCCCAGGACGAUAUGCGCAAUCUCGUCAGCUCAAUACAUCGACAAGCUACGGCGUCUUUUGGGCUCUCAAACGGCUGGCACCUACCGCAAAAAUCGCCUUGAGACUGGGAUUGUUGGACCGAGUCUUCUCCUCGGUCUGCAGCCCGAUAAAAUCCUUGGGAUCCCCGAGAAUUUUACUUCUGAGCUCAUGCACUACACGGGAGCCAACAUGCCCAGUCUCUGGGUGAAUCUAUGGCGAGGUAGCAAAGACCUCGUACACACUACUGACGACGUAUCUACUUGGGACUGGCGUGUUCUAACUGGCGAUGUCUGGAUAGCUCACGGUGCUCUCGUCAUUGCAGCGCAUGAGCACAUUCCCUCAUCUCAUGGCAAGCUUCCACGUAAUCCUGAGCAGGCUUGGAACUCGGGCUACAAAGCGCAGGAGAAUAAUGUCUGGCUCUAUGGCCUUUGCCCGGGGCUCUUGUUCGGUGUCCUGCCUCUCGAGUACUGGCAGAAUUUCUGUCGAUUUGUCAAGGGCAUUCGUAUUAUGCAUCAGUAUAGUAUCACUCCGGCGCAGCUUAACGACGCUAGGCAGACUCUGGUCGACUGGGAGCUAGAGUUCGAACGGCUUUACUAUCGGCGGCAAAAAAACCGUCUCCACUUUGUCCGUCCAUGCGUUCAUCUAACACAUCACUUAGCUGCUGAAGCAGCUCGAGUUGGAUCUCCCAUGUGCUCAUCCCAGUAUCCAAUGGAACGAACUAUCGGUAAUCUGAAGGAAGAACUUCGACAGCCUUCAAAUAUAUUCGCCAACCUCGCUCAGCGAGGCCUCUUACGUGCUCAAAUGAAUGCUCUGAAGGCAAUGUAUCCCAUGCUCGAGACCUCCAAGGAUGACCAGGAUCCCUCUGGAUCGAUCUCUCUUGGCGGAGGCUAUGUGUUCCUCUUCAAAAAGGAACGCACGAAUCUCUUGUCCCUGCGUGAAAGCGAGCGUGCUGCAAUUCUGAGCUUUUUUGGUGCUCCUCUGGUGCGAAUACUACGCUGGGCUCGACUCAAGAUCCCCACUGGACAGAUUGCUCGUUCACGAUGGGGAGAAGCGGCCAACUCUCGGUGCACCCGCCGGUCUCGCAAUGUCAAGAUUGUAUACGAGGGAAGAGACCGGUUUGCAGAAGUUGUAUUCUUUGUGCAGCUUCCUGUCGUGCUCCCAGACGGUUCGUUUCAUCUGGACGACACUAACUGCAUGGCCCUUGUAUCUGUCUACUCUGAACCGCACGCAGUUCUUCUCGGGCUCUCGCACGGCCAAUUCUACACGUGUAUACACACGGGUGAUGCAACACUUCGACUGAUCGAUGUCAAAACCAUCCGAUCAGUCGUUGCAAUGAUUCCUCACAAACUCACAGCUUUCAACGACGAAAUGACACGCUAUUUUGUAAUGGAAAAGCUAGGGCUCGAUGUUUUGACUAUUGGAGGUAUGGACGAGCCUGAGGCAACGGGCCUUGAUGAUAGUCUCGAGAUUCGAGACGAAGAUUAUUAG